CUAAUCUUCUUUGCCUUUCCUCCUCGGUUCCGGUCUCCAAAAUGCCGUGUUAUAAUACUACUACAACACCCACACCUUUCACAAUUCCUCCUCAUAAGAAUCCAACCAGAAAGAAAACAACAAAACACAAAAGCAAGCUCUCUCCACACCAACGUCAUUAAUUAUUAACAACCGAGUAGCCGGAAGGAGCAGAGCAGCGGCCACCGUUUACUACUUGGAAAGGUGUUUGUGGGUUUGGGGUUUUCCUCAUUUCCCAAAAUUAGCAGCUUUACUUUCUCAAUAGACCGCUCAGGGCUUAGAAUCGCGCUCACUUUUGGGUUGUGGCCGCCAGCUGAUUCGCCCCUCUUUUUCUUUGGUUCUAUCUCCUCUGUUUUCUGUUUGGCUUUUUAGUAUUUGUCUGCGGAGGAAUUUUAGUGGUGUGUGGCUGAUCUUUACGAGAAGGGUUACAAGGAGGAAGAAUAAUGUUUCGAUGGGAGUUGGGUUCAUGUGACUGCCGUAGUUUUGGAUUAAUUAUAUAGAAAGUAGUUGCUUCUUGUCUCGCCUCGUCUGUUGCUGGUGGGAAACAAGCCUGGAGUAGCAUUUGCAAUGGCGGAAUAUAUCUAUUUGCUCAGCAAGGACGCAGUAAUCAUUAAACCUCCGAAGAAGUCUUCUAUGUUAUUGAGGAUGGUGGUUCUAAUGUUUGCCAUGACGUUUGGUGUCUACAUCUGCACCAUUUGCCGGCAGCAGAUUAGCAGCCUUAGCAAAGUAACGAUUAAAAAUAUACAAGUGAUUGAUGAGCCAUCUAAUACUGCUGACCAUAGUGUCUUUCAUGUGCCUAAGCUGCAUUACCCAAACCCUGAAAGUUUCAGCAGGGAGGAAUGUGUGGAUAACCCUGUACGUUACUUUGCCAUUGUAUCGACCCAAAGGUCAGGGAGUGGAUGGUUUGAGACCUUGUUGAAUAGUCAUGUUAACGUGAGCUCGAAUGGGGAGAUCUUUUCGGUUUUGGAUAGGAGAAGAAACGUCUCGGCUAUUGUUGAAACUCUGGAUAGGGUCUAUAAUUUGGACUGGUUCUCUAGUGCUUCGAAGAAUGAAUGCUCUGCUGCUGUUGGAUUCAAGUGGAUGCUGAAUCAGGGAGUGAUGGAGCACCAUGAAGAAGUAGUGGAGUACCUCAACCGCAGAGGCGUUUCUCUGAUUUUUCUCUUCCGUAGAAACCUACUUCGGCGAAUGGUUUCACUGCUUGCAAAUUCCUAUGACAAGUAUGCCAAGUUAUUGAAUGGAACUCACAAAUCUCAUGUCCAUACCACUGAAGAGGCUGAAACGCUUUCCCAGUUUAAGCCCAUAGUUAACUCCACAUUGCUGAUAUCCGAUUUGAGACAGGCAGAGAUCUUGGUUGCCAAGGCUCUAGGGUACUACAACACCACUCGGCACAUGGUUGUGUACUACGAGGAUCUUGUUAAAGACGGCAAGAAACUCGAGGAGGUGCAGGAGUUUCUGAGGCUUCCGGUGAUGGAACUGAGAAGCCGGCAGGUAAAGAUCCACAAGGGGCCAUUAUCAGAACUGAUCAAGAACUGGGAAGAUGUGAACAAGACGUUGUAUGGAACGGAGUACGAGAAUUACCUGAGGGUCGACUAUUGAGUCUGCGGAAGGGACCGAUUUCGGAAUGGUUUGCUUAACUUGCAGGAAGUGUGAAUACCAACUACUCAACUGACAUGUUGUCCACUCUCUCCUCAUAUGUGCAUUUCAUGAGUUGACAGGCUAAUGGCUCUUCUCAAAAUUUUGACUGGCGUGAGCGAAACUGCGCCAUAACUGGUGGUUCUUCUUUUGUUUUGUUAAUGGCUUUCUCAACUUUGCGUUGAGAUUUGAUUCCCAUAGCUGAAACCUGUGUUGUUUGAUCACCUCUGGUUGAUCAUGCAGAUAUCAAAGUUGUACAUGUAGCCUACUCGCUUGCAGGAAAAAAUUAUAAUAUAUGAGCAAUUCAUUCAGUUUCUAAGUGUGUAUCUCCCUGUUUAAUCUAUAUAAAAAAGU
Linum tenue is the source of this 2004-nucleotide messenger RNA. The record is from the annotation of a GenBank genome assembly. Lineage: Eukaryota; Viridiplantae; Streptophyta; Magnoliopsida; Malpighiales; Linaceae.